GUCUAUAAACUGCACCCCACGCAAUUAAAGAUUUUAUUAGUUACCAUUAUAGACUUUUGCAUAAUUUCAACCAUGGCCAAGCUCACCGUUACAGUCACCGUUCUCUUAUUCACGUUGACUCUCUCCGUCGUUUCUUCCAAGCCCGAAAAUGAAAUCAUCGCCGAUAGCCAUAACACUUUAUCUGCGGAAUCCGACCCGUUUACUACAAACCCAACCCUUCACGAAUCCGGUUCAUCUGGACCGGAAUUAACAUCUUCCGAUGAGAUCACUGUACCGGUCAAUUUCAUGAAUUUCCAUCCAAUCAAUCGUCAUUUCCCUAGACGUCCCUUGACUUUCAGCCGCCGUCCGUGCCACGGCGAGCUGUUUGGACGAGGCCUCCAGAUCCCUUUCGGCAACGACAUGAUCUUCUCCGGUGAAGAAGAAAAGACGACGAAAGGUCCAGAUCCUUCCUUAGACAGCAUAGUCGUGGAUGUUCCGGCGAUCAAGAUGUUUGUCGGUCCCAUCACGGUGGAGGAGACAAAACACCAUGUCGAAGCGGAGGAUGAUGGCUCCAGCAUGAAGAUUACCGUGACUUUGAUGAAGCGCAAAGAAGAAGGAGAGAGUAUGUUCAGGACAAAGAUUCGCAAGUUUCUAAACCAUUUGGUCUGAACAACGAAGAAGACUCUAAUUUGUCUUUUAAAUCUAGUAAAGAAGAUAACAAUAAAGUAAAGCCCUCUUAUGUAUGUAUAUGCUCUUUCUGGUAAACAAAUAGCUUCCAUAAUGAUAUGAAGCUGAUUUUGUCUAUAUAACAUGUGAUUCUGUAAGAGUUUAAUCCUAUUAGUUUAAAUUAAAUUAAGUUCAUAAAUUA
Raphanus sativus (radish) is the source of this 847-nucleotide messenger RNA. RefSeq lists its product as uncharacterized. The record is from RefSeq and is a predicted model, not a curated record. The transcript has a single exon. NCBI's taxonomy places the organism in Eukaryota, Viridiplantae, Streptophyta, Magnoliopsida, Brassicales, Brassicaceae. The coding region runs from base 73 to 648 and encodes 191 amino acids.